Molecule: messenger RNA, 1809 nt
Organism: Pantherophis guttatus
Lineage: Eukaryota; Metazoa; Chordata; Lepidosauria; Squamata; Colubridae
Gene: CCDC152
Product: coiled-coil domain containing 152
Source: RefSeq, a predicted model, not a curated record
GGACAGUUCAGUUUCAGGGUGGUUUCUAUCGCUGCAAAUUGUCAAGCAAUUGCAACAUGAAGAAAACCAAUGUGGUGGAUCUUGACAAACUUUUAGAGGACUUCUCACAUAUAGAAAUGAAAAUAUCAGAACUUCAUGGAAAAAAUCAUCUUCUGAAUCUUGAGUUGGACAAAACAAAUAAAUUGAUGACAAUUAGCCAGUCAAGGAAAGAAAUGGCUAAACAAGACUGUGCUACAUUUCAGAAUGUGAUUAAAGGUCUUCAACAAACUAUAGACCAAUAUAAUCUGAGAGAUGAAAAUGAGAAGCUCGAAAACACAAUCCAGAUUUUAGAAGAGAAAUUGAAGACGCAUGAAAAGGAACAUGAAAAUAUGGUUGAUAAACUCAUUAUAGAAAUAAAAAACAAGGAGAAGGAACACAACCACGAACAGAACAAACUUCACAGCGACAUGAACAAGCAACUUGAAAGCAACAUGGAAGAGCAUAAGAAACUAAUGGAGAAGAAAAAUCUAGAGAUUUUUGAACUAACUAAACAACUGAAAGCUCAAGAAAAGGAAAAGCAGAAUGAGAUAAUCAAAUUACAAAUAGAGUUCAAUACUAAACUGGAAAGGCUGCAGACCAAAACACUGAAAGUACAGGCUAACCCCGCAGGACUCCCUCAAAAUAUCUAUAGAAAGAAGCUCCAGCAUCUUCAAGAAGAAAAGAACAAAGAAAUUGAAUUUCUUCGAAAUACUAUCAAAGACUUAGAAGAAAAGCUCAAUAAACGUAAAGAUUGCAAUUUUAAACUACGGCAAUUUUGAGAAUAACAUGAGACCACAAGUUUUACUUAGGAGACAGAACUGAAUGGGCGACACACAUUGAAUUCAAAUAUAUUUUCAUUUAUUAAAACAUGGUUUGUCCAUUUGCAAGAUCUCCAGUUGUGUAUACUGAACUACUUUCCCUCUUGUAAGCAUUCACCAUAAAAUAAUUCAGGUUUUAUAGGGGUAUGAUUUCCCUACCAAACCAUCAUGAACUAUGGCAAACACAAUCUAAAGAGUUUCCCUCUGUUCAACAUUUUCUUUCCUCUCUAAAACUUGCAAAAAUUCAGUUGAUUUCAGAAAUUUCAGAAACAACAAGACUAUUUUGGUACAUAAAGAUAGACAUUAUAUAAACAUGCUUCAUCACUUACAAAAGAUUGUCCACAUCACUGGUUAGCAGAAAUGAUGGUUAAGUGUUAAGUCUCAAAUUUUAUUACCAGAUACUUAUGCUUAUCCUUCAAUGAAAUUACUAUUUGUUUCAUCCCAUCACUCUCACUUCAUGUUUUUAAAGACUGUUAUUCCAAAUUCGAAACAACUAUAAGAGUGAACAGUUUCAGAAAUACAGAAAUUGAUUUUAAUAGGUCUUGUUAUAGGACUCACACUUCAUAACAUAAAAUCUGAUGUCAAGAGUAGUGAAUUCUGUAGACUUCUUGGUGAUAAUAUCUGGUUAGAAUACUACGCACAAAAUUCUGUACAAUUAUCUUAAAUGACUUUAGAGUUUUGGAGAAAAACAUUUUCAUUUAUUCACUUGGUUUUAACCCAUAAUUGUAAAACAUAGUUAGCAAAUCUUUCCUUAUCCUCUCCUGUUCUUAUUUGCUCCGUAUCCAACAGAAGCCCCUAGGUCAUAGUUUUAGCUCCUGUUUUCAUGAAUGCAAACAGAAUGGUAGAAGAGGAAACCAAAAAGAAAAGCUAAUGAACACCACAGACAUAUGGAACUGGCACUGAGAAACAACUCCAUAUCAUUAUGGGAAAGUUUUGUUCUUACUAUUUAAGGCAAAGUCAGAUGACAAGGACU